CUCGGGGUCCCAGUUGGAGAAGAGGAGAAGGGGAAGAGAGGUGGGAUGGAGAAGACCGGCUGAAGCAGGGGCGCCCGGGAUUCGCGACCGAGUGGCGUGAAAAUUCUCAAAUCGCUCCCCGCCGCUCCUCUUUGUGCUGGGUUUGGCUGUUCUCCAAAACAUCAAGGCUAGCAAUCGAGGGACUGAAACAUAAUCGGUGGAGAUAUGUUUUCGCCCCGUGAAACGUUCUCCGAGCGGCUCUGAAAGGCAGCGGCUCGUGACAGCGACGCCCCCCCCCCGCCCCCGGCCGCAGGACCCCAGCGGGAACGGAAACCGGAUCGGGAUGUCCCAGCAAAAGUGCAUCGUGAUCUUCGCGCUGGUCUGUUGCUUUGCCAUCCUGGUGGCGUUGAUCUUUUCGGCAGUGGAUAUCAUGGGAGAGGAUGAGGAUGGGCUCUCAGAGAAGAACUGCGAAAAUAACUGUCGGAUCACGCUGGUGGAAAACAUUCCCGAAGGCCUUAAUUAUUCAGAAAGUGCCCUGUUCCAUCUCCCGCUCUUCCAAGGCUGGUGGAAUUUGCUCAACAUGGCCAAGAAGUCUGUCGACAUUGUCUCCUCCCAUUUUAAUCUCAACAGCAGUUACCCACUGGCGCGUCAGGGUCGGCGUCUCUUGGAAAAACUGUUCCAGCUGGCUGCCCGAGACAUUGAGAUCAAAUUAGUGAGCGAUGUGCUAACUGCUGAUUCAAAGGUAUUAGAAGACUUGAAGUUAAAGGGGGCGGAGGUGACGUACAUGAACAUGACGGCUUAUAACAGGGGGCGGCUUCAGUCUUCCUUCUGGAUCGUCGACAAGCAGCACGUCUACCUUGGCAGCGCCAGCUUGGACUGGAGGUCCCUCGGACAGAUGAAGGAGCUCGGCGUCAUCUUCUAUAACUGCAGCUGCCUGGUCUUAGACAUUCAGAGGAUAUUCGCCUUGUACAGCUCGCUCAAAUACAAGACCAAAGUACCACAGUCCUGGUCCAAGAGAUUGUAUGGGGUCUAUGACAACCAAAAAAAACUGCAGCUCCAGUUGAACGGAACCAAAUCGGAAGCCUUUGUCUCGAAUUCCCCCAAACUCUUCUGCCCCAAAAACAGAAGCUUCGAUCUGGACGCCAUCUACAGCGUUAUCGACGACGCCCGGAAGUUCGUCUAUAUCGCGGUGACGGAUUACCUGCCUCUCAUCUCCAACGUCAACGCUCAAAGGAUUUACUGGCCCGAUUUGGAUGGGAAGAUAAGAGAGGCCCUCAUUUUGCGAAGCGUCAAAGUUCGACUGCUCAUAAGUUUCUGGAGGAACACCGACCCUCUCACGUUCAACUUUGUUUCAUCCCUUAAAGCGAUUUGCACUGAGAUCCCCUCCUGCAGUUUGAAAGUGAAAUUCUUUGACCUGGAGAAAGAGAGCGCUUGCUCUUCCAAAGAACAGAAGGAUAACUCCUUCCUGAAGUUAAACCGCAACAAAUACGUGGUGACCGACAGGGAGGUUUACAUUGGGAAUUUCGAUUGGGUGGGGAACGAUUUCACCCAGAACGCCGGAGCCGGCCUGGUCAUCGGCCAGGCGGAUGCGGGGAACGAGACGAGCGUCAUCAAGCAACUGAAGGACGUGUUCGAGAGGGACUGGUAUUCGCCCUACGCCCAAAACCUCCAGCUGACCAAAAUCCCCAACUGCCUCAGCCACAGACCCAUCGCGUCGGCACCGGACGAGACCGCGGCCACGCCGAACGUAAACUGAGAGCGCCUGUCGAGGUCGACCCGGCGGGACGAGUCAGAUCUAGGUAGAAGGACUAAGGGGGAAACGGCAAAAAAUUGAAUACGUCUGUUUUGGGAUUUAUUUUAUUUUAUUUUUUUUAAGAGAAAAGCACACUUAUCUAAAAGAAUCUCUGAAGCGCAUAAGGUCAUAGCCGACUCCAAGCUCCACCUGGACUGGAUUUAAGACUCCUACGUCGGUUACUUCAGACUUGGGAUGUUCAUUUCCCUCUAGAGGCUGGAUGGGAAAUCUUACGACGUCGGAAUCGAGAGCCUCCGUUCCUCCGGCUUCUGGGACAUCUCCUCGCUCCCUGUCCGUUCGGGGCGAAAUCCGAAGGGAGGGAUCUAUUUAUGGGAAACGUGAGAUGGGUGCUUCACGUCGGCAGAGGCGACUGCCAAAAAUCUCCAUUUCGGAUCCUCUCUCACCUGCCUGGUCCUCCCGGGGAUACUGACUCCAUCCCGAGACGGACUCUCGGCUCACGUGUCCCCUUCUUUCUCGUACGACCGGUUUUACUUUGUUCGGUCUCCGCCCUUUUCAAACGUUUUCCUUCCUCCCAUCUGUCGGGCCUCUCUUCAAAGCUCACUGGAAAAAGAGACACCCCCAGGCGUACGGGUUCUGGGGAGAAACUGACA
This is a messenger RNA of Ornithorhynchus anatinus (platypus), 2382 nucleotides long. RefSeq names its product phospholipase D family member 5 (gene PLD5). Gene Ontology annotation, molecular function: catalytic activity. The transcript has 10 exons. NCBI's taxonomy places the organism in Eukaryota, Metazoa, Chordata, Mammalia, Monotremata, Ornithorhynchidae. The record is from RefSeq and is a predicted model, not a curated record. Bases 323 to 1735 code for a protein of 470 amino acids.